Messenger RNA from Archocentrus centrarchus (flier cichlid), 726 nucleotides. Its product is annotated as trace amine-associated receptor 1-like. Bases 1 to 726 code for a protein of 241 amino acids. The transcript has 4 exons. The record is from RefSeq and is a predicted model, not a curated record. Gene Ontology annotation, cellular component: membrane. Gene Ontology annotation, molecular function: trace-amine receptor activity. Lineage: Eukaryota; Metazoa; Chordata; Actinopteri; Cichliformes; Cichlidae. Gene Ontology annotation, biological process: G protein-coupled receptor signaling pathway.
AUGGAGAUACAGAAUGAAGUAGAGCUCUGUUUUCCACAACUCCUCAACAGUUCCUGCAGGAAGCCGACACUUCACUGGUCCAAAGCUGUGCUCCUGAACAUUGUGCUGUCAUGUAUCGCUCUGAUCACUGCUGCUCUCAACCUUCUGGUCAUCAUCUCAGUCUCUUAUUUCAGGCAGCUCCACACACCCACUAACAUCCUCCUCCUCUCUCUGGCUGUCUCAGACUUUCUCGUGGGUCUUGUGUUGAUGCCAUUAGAAAUCUUUAGAAACACAACCUGCUGGUUCCUUGGUGAUCUCAUGUGUUCUGUAUAUAUUUAUCUGAUUGGCAUUCUAACCUGUGCUUCAGUAGGGAACAUAGUUCUCAUAUCAGUUGACCGCUAUGUGGCUAUUUGUGACCCUUUGCAUUACCCCACCAGAAUCACUCUGAAAGCAGCCAGGAAUCUUGGGGUUCUUGUAGUUGUGUUUCUGGCAAGCUACUGUCCGUUUUACUGCUACACUCUUGUUGAAGAAAAUGCGGUCAAUGAUCCAUCUAUAGCUACUGUGAUCAUUGUCUUUUAUUUAAACGCUUGUCUAAACCCGUUGAUCUACACUCUGUUUUACCCCUGGUUUAGAAAUGCUGUUAAACUUAUCAUCACUCUGCAAGCUGGGUGGCUGGGUCUCCUCCCCUGCAGGACGGAGCUGGAGGUUGUUCCCUUGGCAACCAUCACACCUGGUGCUCAUCAGUAA